AAUUGGUAACUGGCUUUUUCUUGCUCACCGUCUGAAGAGACAUGAAGCUUGGAGGCUGCCUGAUUUUCCUUUUCAUAGUCCUAGUUUUGCUGGAUGUAGUGGCUGGCCAAGCUUCUUCCUUCAAGACAAAGAAGCCCGCCAAGCAGAGAGCAAAAGAGAAAAAUGGUGACCUUAGGAGUCAAAUUGACAAGCUUUGGAAAGAGGUAAAUUCGCUGAAAGAAAUGCAAGCCUUACAAACAGUCUGCCUUCGUGGAACGAAGAUCCAUAAGAAAUGCUACCUGGUGUCUGAAGGUGCAAAACAUUUCCAUGAAGCAAACGAAGAUUGCAUAGCCAAAGGCGGGACCCUGGCUAUUCCCAGAGAUGGAGAUGAAACCACAGCCCUGAGAGAGUACAGCAAGAAAAGCUUGCCAGGGGUAGCAGACUUUUGGCUUGGGGUUACUGACAUGGUAAAUGAGGGCAAAUUUGUGGAUGUCAACGGAAUGGUCCUGAACUACUUCAACUGGGACCGUUCGCAACCCAACGGGGGGAAGCGUGAGAACUGUGUCUUAUUUUCUCAGCCAGGUCAAGGAAAAUGGGUGGAUGAGGUCUGUCGCGCUGUUAAACGUUAUGUCUGUGAAUUCCUGAUCCCUUAAGUCCUCUUUCCAACGAUGGCCGUAGGAAGGUGUGCUGAAAUGACAGUUCGCAAGACUUGCCAACCUUGAGGAAAAUAUCUAUUACAAUCGUGGGAGUGGAGUAAAGUCCUUAGCUGCUCAUUCAGCCACUAGUUGUGGGGGGGGGGGAAGUGGAAUGAUCACAGAUAGGCAGAUGACUUGCAGUUUCUGGAGUUUUAUUGAAAUUAGCAUGCUGUUUGAACAUGGAUUUAAUGGGCCUUGAAUUGUAGCAGACUUGUUCCUAAGAUCCCUAGUCUAGUUACAGUGAGACACAUUCAGCUUUGUUUAGUUAAACCAAUAAGAUACAUUCUACUUCUAGAGAAUGGUCUUCUCAUUACAUUAUUUUGCUUCUGAUUCAUUCUAACUUUUGCUAGUAACUUGAUCUCUCUUCUCUACUCCAGCUCAAAUUUUACAAUCUGGUUCUUUAUCUGAAUCUUGAUUGACCACACUACUUCUUGGGAAAUGAAUUCAUAUCUUGGUUAAACACUUUGAUUUGAUGCACUCACCAUCCCAUCGAUCUAAUGGAGAUUGAAAUAUUUCAUUGUCUUUUAGAGGACAGAAUAACUUUUGUAGAGUAUCUUACUUUUAAAGUCCAGGUUUAGGGUCUUUAUCUUCUUGUUAUAUUUGAACCAGGGAAAGAUUUCUAAUUAUUGAAAUGGAUCUUCACCUAUAGAAAUGAAUGUUUAAAAUUAUUGUAGGAGAAGGACAAAAAUAAAUCUUGUCAUACUGUAUAGCUGUCAAUCAAUAGAUAAGCAUAGAGCUGGACAACCUCCCCUAUAAAAUGUAACCUCCUAACAUGCUUCACUACUAGCACAGAUAGAUCUUUCUCUCUAAACUUCAUAACAUUUAAU
Crotalus tigris (Tiger rattlesnake) is the source of this 1501-nucleotide messenger RNA. It is a transcript of the gene CLEC3A, whose product is annotated as C-type lectin domain family 3 member A. The record is from RefSeq and is a predicted model, not a curated record. Bases 42 to 632 code for a protein of 196 amino acids. The transcript is spliced from 3 exons. NCBI's taxonomy places the organism in Eukaryota, Metazoa, Chordata, Lepidosauria, Squamata, Viperidae.